CUACAUGUUUCAAGGAAAACAACAACUCCAGGGCCAGUGUUUUGCUUAUGACAUAAGCAUCACCUCCGGGGUUACUUGUUGUUUGGAGGGUAUCUGUGGUUUCAACUUGUCGAGCCACCCAGACAUAUGUUCACAUAAUUUACUCGGAAGAAUCUGAAACUUGUAACGUGCUGGGACUCCUGUCAACACGGGCUUUGUCAGAGACAGCACCACGCCAUCCCAUCCCACGCUACCCUCAUAACACCCCACCCCAUCUAAUCCCACCACCACACGGCAAAAGGAAAUAAGUUAUAUUUUCAUCAGAUUUGAACUACAGGUGUCAGGGUAGACUGUUACAUGUUAUAAUGAUAGUGGUGUUGUAGAGUAUUCCGCCAGAUUGAAGUUUCAAAGAUGUCAAAAGAUUAAAAUCAACAAUGGGACAGGGACGCUCCAAGUUCGAAAACUACUUUUUAUCUGAUAGGGAAGGCAGAGAAAACAUUUACCAGUAUAUUGACAGAAAGGUGCAGCCGGACAGCUUCUACCUGUGCAUGUGCAGCCAAACCGUCGAUAAGGUUGUACAAUACCUGUACACCAAUCUGGCAGAUGAACUGAAGAACGCUCUGUCCUGGACGCUGGGUUCCUCACAGCUCAAACAGAUCAAUGUCAAGGAGAUCCUAAAGAGUGGGUCUCUCGGAAAAUCAACUGCUGUGAAGGAAAAAUCUGACAUUGAUUUGAUCAUCUUCCUGAAUGGUAUUUCCAGCGUAAAGGAAUUAAGCCAGUUGAUGCCCAAAAUUCUGAGUUCCUUGAAAAAACUGAUGGAACGGCUAGUUCAUGAUCGGUCCAUGAGAUGGGCUAGUGGCCUUGAAAUCACGCGCACCACUAAUUUCUCUCUUGGACUUGUACUCCACACUGUCAAUGACGAUGGAACCAAGUUUGACUGCGAGAUGGACUUGCUCCCUGCCUUGGACAUCACUGCUUCAAAGAGUUUGUUAGAUAUCUAUUCUGAAAUGGAACAGAGCGAUGAAGAUCUUCGACGUUACUAUUCUGCGUGUUUGUCUCGAGUACAGAAGAAGUUCGUCAACGAUAACACCCAGCCUGCCAAAGUGAAGAAUCUAAUCAGGUUCAUCAAGUUUUGGGUAAAGGUUGAGCAAGUUCCGCUCCGAUCGUAUUUCGUCGAGCUAUUGGUGAUCUACAACAACAGGCAACAUAAUCGCAAGCACUUGCUGACCUGCCACGUAGAUUUUAAAAUCUACGAUCACUUGAAGGAGUGUCUGCGUAUCCUGACCAACUGCGAGACAUUAAAGAUAACUUUCUCGGAUAACUACGACUACAGUAAUUACGGGAAACCACCUUUCUCGUUAAUUGGUGUUUUCGGAACUUUGCUUGGUUAUUCUCCAGCUAAUACCAAUGUUCAGACUGUUCCGUAUCUGCUGGACCCAGCGAACCCGUACAUGAACGUGGCACCAAGUCCUGAAAAAUCACGCAUAGUGAGUCAGAAGGCACAGGAGCUACUGGACAACUGGGAUCGCAUCUUCUCGUGAAAAUAACCCACAGUAGUGGUUAACAUAUAGCAGAGAACACAAAUAAUCUCUGUUAAAUUGACAUAUUGUUAAUAUUUCAAUAUAAUGUGUUGGCGUGAUUCUUACAGAAAUAAAUGGUUUCCUUUUCAAAAGGUAAAUCACAUAUUGUGAGUCAGAAGGAAUAACUUGACAAUUGGGAUCGCAUAGUCCCAUGAAAAUAGUCCACAGUAGUCGUUAAAAUAUAGUAGACUGCACUAAUAAUCUCUGUUCAAUUGACAUAUUGUCAAUAUUUCAAUAUAAUGUGUUGGCGUGAUUCUUACAGAAAUAAAUGGUUUCCUUUUCAAAAGGUAAAUCACAUAUUGUGGUGGUUAACAUAUAGCAGACUAUACAAAUAAUAUCUGUUAACUUGUAAUAUUGUCAAUAUUUCAAUAAAAUGUGUUUUGGAA
Gigantopelta aegis is the source of this 1945-nucleotide messenger RNA. Its product is annotated as 2'-5'-oligoadenylate synthase 1A-like. The record is from RefSeq and is a predicted model, not a curated record. The coding region runs from base 414 to 1520 and encodes 368 amino acids. Gene Ontology annotation, biological process: regulation of ribonuclease activity. Gene Ontology annotation, molecular function: 2'-5'-oligoadenylate synthetase activity; double-stranded RNA binding. Gene Ontology annotation, cellular component: nucleoplasm; cytosol; membrane. The transcript is spliced from 8 exons. Lineage: Eukaryota; Metazoa; Mollusca; Gastropoda; Neomphalida; Peltospiridae.